Molecule: messenger RNA, 2055 nt
Organism: Effrenium voratum
Lineage: Eukaryota; Dinophyceae; Suessiales; Symbiodiniaceae
Source: the annotation of a GenBank genome assembly
AUGGCACUCCUUCCCGAGACUCGCGAGAUUGCUAAAGCUAUCCUCGAGGCCGAUGAGCCUGUCAACUUGAAAGUUGCCAAGCUGAACAGCAUCUGGCUGCAGAACAACCUUGCCUCCCACGAGAAAAUGUUGCCCUCGAAGAUGAUGGUGCACCCCCACAAUCGUGGAGGCAACCUGAUGAACGGGCACGAUAUGCUCGCGAAAGGCUUGAGCAUGAUGGAGCAAGGAGUGCGUGUGGACCUCUUGGAGUCCAGUGCUGUGUGCUUCGCACUAUCUCGUGAUCUCCAAAAACGCCAGGAGCAGAUCGAUGCAAACUCCACCCUCAGCGACCAGUUCCCUGGGGUCAUGCCACGCAUAACAGGGGAAGAAAGGUUCCUGACUGUCGCCUCGCACUCCACAGCCUUUCUCAAGGCUGUGAUGCAGGGUUUGCAUGCUGGCUCCACAGAUGCCACCAAAACGGUGGGUCACCCUGUCCAUCGUUGCUGCACCGAGGGGUGGACCUGGCUGGUCCUUUCGGACCUGCUGGAGGAGGCUUUCCCGACUCUGCCGUUGCUUUAUGCCUCGGCCCUCAAUGCCUCCAACACAGCUCAGGUGGAGUCCACCGAGGUGGAAAUCCUUGCAACCUUGAGCAAACACAUGCAGAUGGGCAAGACUGUCGAGGAAGCUAUCGCAGCAACAAAGCAAGGAUCCCCUUCGUGCUCCGACUACAUCGACGUGAUUGCUGUCUUCGCUAAAAGGUUCACUGGAGGCCAAGGAAUGCCACUGGCCCAGUUUCUGCAGGCCUUCUCGAAGGUCUACGGAAAAUCCAUAAUGGUCGGCAGCGACUUUAUGCGAACUGUGACGUUCACAGACUUCAAAAUUCAAGGUGAGCUGAUGCCGCUCUUUCGCAUCGCAUGCCUAGCAUGCCAAAUCGCCAGCCCAAAGAUCGUCGACAAGAUCGGUCGCUUGGUGACGAAGUCGGAUGUCGAGAAGUUGAAGGGGAAAGCGAAGUUGUUGGAUGCUGAAGACGUCCUUCGCACAGCCUGGUCGGCGAUGCAAGUUGCAGGUCAUGUGGCCGAGGGCCAGAAGCGCACAGCCUUCGGCCGAUGCUGUCUCAGGGUCGUCUUGCAUAUGACCCAGAAGGAAAAGCAAGGCCGAGAGAACAAGGAAUGGCCCUCGCUGCAGGCCAUCGGGGCUGCUUUCGCAGAGGACAUGUUGGGGAUGGCAGCUUCGAGUUUGUCGACCACCACCCAGCAGGCCUCCUUUGACAACUUGCUCGACACUACCAAAACGGGAGUGUUGUUGAUGCAGAAUCCCCACCUACAGGUGGGAAGCAAUUACACCAACAGCGAGCACGGCUCCAAGCUCUUCACCCUGGUGUCUGUUGCAGACGAGAUGGCCAAGUUCGAGCACAAGCCCUACUUCGGGGAUGUCGCGGUCCUGGAUGUUGCCAUGGAUGGCCCCUUGCAGUGCUGGAAGAAAAGCAAGAGGGAUGUGCCUGCUGGCUUAUCAGAGGCAGAAGCUCGAGCUGUGUCUGUCAGCAACAGCAGCUUCGUGAAGGCCUCCAUCACCCUUGCAGAGGCCCAGGUGAAGCUCUACAAUGCCUUCGUGAGCGACCAUGACGACGUUUGGUCGAAGAUCCAGGUGUUCGCGCCUCCAGCAGUGGUGGUGGCUUCGGUGUCAAUCCCUGCCCGACAGCUGAUCUUGACUGCCUAUGGCCAGUUGGUGCCUGUGAAGGAGAAUGCACCCAAAGGAAAGGGAUCCUACUACGUGGACCAGUACUUGCUCCAGGCUCCCAAGGCUGUCGCUGAUUUCGACAAGAUCGAUGGCAAGACGGCCCUGGUGCCGUUUUGGUAUGUGCGGUGCACCAAUGAAUUUUCGGAAGUCAACAUGCAGCUCGUGCACCAGGUGCUGGAUGGAAUGUCGGUGCCGAGCUUCAGGUCGAUGAAGGACUUGUCUCCAGGAGACACCCUCUGCUAUGCAUCGGAGAACUUGGUCCUCAAGCAAGCUCAGGCCUCGUCGGCCCCUUCGCUUCGGCCCGCGAAGAGGAUUAAGGCCAAGGGCGCUGCAUCGUGA